Molecule: messenger RNA, 513 nt
Organism: Aureobasidium melanogenum CBS 110374
Lineage: Eukaryota; Fungi; Ascomycota; Dothideomycetes; Dothideales; Saccotheciaceae
Product: AhpC/TSA family protein-like protein
Exons: 3
Coding region: 1-513 (170 amino acids)
Biological process (GO): cellular response to oxidative stress; hydrogen peroxide catabolic process; cell redox homeostasis
Cellular component (GO): mitochondrion; peroxisome; cytoplasm
Molecular function (GO): thioredoxin peroxidase activity
Source: RefSeq, a predicted model, not a curated record
AUGGUUCUCAAGGCUGGUGACAAGUUCCCCGAGGGUGUCAAGUUCGGCUGGGCUCCUAUCCUCGACGAGGACCCUACCGUUUGCGGUAUCCCUCAGCUCUACGAUGCCAACAAGGAGUGGGCUGGCAAGAAGGUCGUCAUCGUUGCCGUUCCCGGAGCUUUCACCCCUAGCUGCUCCGCCUACCACCUUCCUCCCUACGUCCAGAAGUUCCAGGAGCUCAAGUCCAAGGGCGUCGACAUUGUUGCCUUCAUCUCCAACAACGACGAGUUUGUCCUUAACGGAUGGGGCAAGGUCAACCAAGUCCCUAAGGGCGAGGACUUCCUCAUGCUCUCCGACAGCAAGACCUUCUUCUCUGAGAACUAUGGCUGGCAGGUUGGAACAGACAAGGGCGGCCGCACUGGUCGCUGGGCCAUGAUCGUUGAGAAGGACGGAACCAUCAGCUACGCCGAGAACGAGGCUCGCAUUCAGGACGUCCAGGUUUCCUCUGUCGAGGCCGUCCUCUCCAAGCUCUAG